AUGUUAUUCAACUUACCUCUUAAAUAGACAAGACAUACAGAUAUAAUCAAACCUAUAGAAUAGGCUAUUCUAAAUUGCUAUGGAGAAGCUACACUAUUCACUGAAGUAAUAAUAAUAUCCAUAAAUUACAGAUUAGGGAUGUAGUAGAAAAAACAUAAAAAUUGAGAUAAAAUUUGGAUUAUGAAAAGAUCAAUUUGAGUAUUGCCACUGACCCUUAAACAUCAGAAAACCUAGAGAAUAAUGUAAUUGAAUAUCUAAAGAACUUUUCUUUACUCUUCAAACAUUUAAGAUUUGAACAAGGUGAUUAAAGAUCACCAUAAGUUAUGUUCUAUUGGAGUGACAGCUAUGAUCAUGUAUUUAAUUAUUUUACUAUGAUUUUUAGAAAAGGAGCUGCCAAUUGAAUUCUGGCAGAUUAGAAUUAAUAUCUUAAUAUUACAAUUUGAUAAUUGCUUACUAUUACCAAGCUAAUAGUAAGAUUGUUAAAGAUACAGACCCUGAUCGUAAGGCAGCAUAUACAAAACUUAGAAAUGGAUUAUGGGCUUUGGAUUAAUUAAAACAAAAUAUUCAUGGACUAUCUAAAGAUUCUUUAUCAUAAUUAUAUGAUAUUACAACUUUAAAUUUAGAAUUCCUAGAACAUAUUGUAAUUAUAAAUCUCUAAAAUAGUUCUGUGGAUUGGCUUAUAAAGCUUUAUAUUAAAAUAUGAUGUCACAAGUGAAGACUUUUGGACUUAAUAAUGUUUGUGGUACAAUCUUUGAGGCAGCAAAAGAAUUUACUAUUUCUUUAAAGGCUGUUGAGGGAAUGAAUACUUAAUAUUAGAAGCAAAUUGGAAAAGUAUUUUAAAUUCUAUAUUAAUUUAGAAUAUUCUUUCUCAAAUUCUACCUAUGGUUUAAUUUAACUAAAUAUGGACAACUGUUACUGGAUGUCUUUAGAUGGGUAUUUUUCAUUACGGAAGAAUAUCAGAGGAUUCUAGAGGAUAAAAUAUGGGAAAAGCUUUGGGGUUUUUAACUAGAGCAUAAUAAUUAUUAUCACCAAUUAUUAAUGAUAAGAAUGCCAGUAAGACAUUCUCACCUGAUUAACUUGAUUAAUUAAAACAAUUGAAUUAACAAUUAACUCAAUUGUUUACUGAAUAUAAUUACAAGAAUUAACAAAUAUACAAAGAAUAAUUAGUUGCUUAAGAUUUGUUACCAUAUCCUCCUUUAAUGGAAUAAAUUAGACUAAAACCACUUGAACCAGCUAGUUUCAAAGAACCAAUUUAUGGAGCAAAUAAAUUUUAAGGUUUUGUAUCAGAAGAAGCUUUAUAAUUGUCAAGGGAGAUUAAGAUAUUUGUAGAAUCAACCAAAUAUUCCCUUGAAGAAUCAUUAAGAUUGUUAUUUGAUUAAAAAAGUCAAGCAUAUGCAGAAAAUUAUGUAACUUAUUUUAUAGAUAUGGCACAAUAAAAACAACUUAUAUAAGGAGGUAUACCUUAGAGCAUCUAAGAAAAAAUAGCAUAUAUAAGAAGUAGAGGAUGUUUGAAUGGAAUUGAAAAGAUAAUUGAACAAGCAAAAUAAGCAUCUAUCACUUGCAAUUAAUUGUUAGGAUAAAUUGAAUAAUCAUUAAUGAAUGAAUAAUAAUAAGAUUAAGAUAAUAAAAAUAAAUAUGGUACUAAAUGGACAAGAAGUCCUUCAGCCUAAUUAAAUUAAUAAUAUUUUAAUUCUUUAAAAGAGCUCAAGGCUAAAUACUUAUAGGCAUAAAAAAUUGAUUUUGAUGUAAUGAAUGGUUUUGAGAAAUGUAAAGAAACUGUUAUACUUGCUGCUUAAAGUGAUUAAGUUAUUAUUUAAUAACUUCCAAAAAAUAAUAAUAAUUCAGAUUUUGUUAAUCAAAAUGCUUAAUUUUUUGGGUAAUUGACAUCUUUAGAUUAAUAAGUCAACUCUAUUGUUGAUUAAUUAAAAAUGAUUAUUUAAUAGUAUAAUCAAGUAAUGCAAGAAAUAAACUUUACUAAGAUUGCUGUACAUGGAUUAAAUGAAGGAAUAUCUAAAGAUUAAGUUUUUAAUGCUGCACUUUAAAAUGUUUAAGGUCUCAUUGAAUAAUUUAAUAAUAAUGUAAAUAUUUAAUUAAUCUCAAGAUGAAUCAAGUCUCAGAAAUUAUCUCACAAGUAUGUGGAAUUUCCAGAGAACUCUCAACUCUUAAAAAAUAAUCAUCUGAAUAAGUCUAAUAAUCUGGAUAGACUAAUAUAUUUGCAAGUGCUUAAUAAGCUAUUGACAAUAUUGAUCAUUCAGUUGUUUUCUAUGAGUAUUAAUAAUUUUAUAUUUAGGUAAUUGAAAAUGCAUUUAGAAGAAUAAGAUAGAAAAGUCAAGGAUUUCUUAAUGGCAAGAAAUAUGGAAUCAGAGUAAUUAGUAUAAUAAUUAAAUUAAUAAUAAACAUAUUAAUAAUCCUAAUAACAUCAACCUAUACAACCACAAUAACCAUAAUAGCCAUUGUAAUAAUCAGGAUAUCAAUAUCCUCCUUAUCCAAAUAAUCCUUAAUAUCCUUAAUAUCCAUAAUAUCCAUAAUAACCUAAUUAUCCAUAAUAACCUAAUAUUCCAUAAGGAAAUCCUCCUGUUGCAUACCCAUAAUAAAUGCCUUACCCACCUUAAUAAUACCCAUAAUAAUAGUAAUAAUAAUAUCCAUAUGGUUAAUAUCCAUAAUAAUAAUAAAAUUAUGGAAUGUGGGGUUAAUAAUAAAAAAAAUGAC
Messenger RNA from Paramecium pentaurelia, 2709 nucleotides. NCBI's taxonomy places the organism in Eukaryota, Ciliophora, Oligohymenophorea, Peniculida, Parameciidae. The record is from the annotation of a GenBank genome assembly.